AUGUUGGAAGUGCUGCUCCCCGUUCUGCUGGUGGCUUCUGCCUCCGGGUGCGGCCGGCCCGUCUACUCCUCCAAUGCCCGGGUGGUGAACGGCGAGGACGCCAUCCCCUACAGCUGGCCUUGGCAGAUCUCCCUGCAGUAUGAGAAGGACGGUGAAUUCCGCCACACCUGCGGGGGGUCCCUCAUCGCCCCCAACUGGGUCAUGACUGCUGCCCACUGCAUCUCCAAAUCCCGCACCUACCAAGUGGUGCUGGGUGAAUACGAUAUGAGCGAGGCCGAAGGCACCGAGCAACGCAUCCCUGUGAACACCGGCGACAUCUUCGUGCAUCCCCGCUGGCUCUCCAUCUGCGCCGCCUGCGGCAACGACAUCGCCCUGAUGAAGCUGUCCCGCAGCGCGGAGCUGAGCGACCGGGUGCAGCUGGCCUGCCUCCCCCCUGCCAACGAAAUCCUGCCCAACGAGUACCCCUGCUACAUCAGCGGAUGGGGGCGCCUCUACACCAACGGGCCCCUGCCCUCCAAGCUGCAGCAGGCCGUGCUGCCCGUGGUGGACCAGGAGCACUGCAACCAGAAGGACUGGUGGGGAGGCGUCAUCCGCAGCGAGAUGGUCUGUGCUGGCGGGGACAUCCGAGCUGGGUGCAAUGGCGACUCGGGCGGCCCCCUGAACUGCCAGGCCACCGACGGGAGGUGGGAAGUCCACGGCAUCGCCAGCUUCGUCUCCAGUCUGGGCUGCAACGCCUUGAAGAAGCCCACCGUCUUCACCCGCGUCUCAGCCUUCGAGGGCUGGAUUCAGCAGGUGAGAGGGCUUCACUGCAAGGCCCCGGAGAGCUGGUCUGGUGGCAGCAAGCAUGACUUGUCCCCUUAGCUAAGCAGGGCCUUGGCUUGCUGCAAAUGAUUUCAUCCCCCAGGAUG
Messenger RNA from Hemicordylus capensis (graceful crag lizard), 908 nucleotides. Its product is annotated as proproteinase E-like. Gene Ontology annotation, molecular function: serine-type endopeptidase activity. The record is from RefSeq and is a predicted model, not a curated record. NCBI's taxonomy places the organism in Eukaryota, Metazoa, Chordata, Lepidosauria, Squamata, Cordylidae. The transcript has 7 exons. Bases 1 to 861 code for a protein of 286 amino acids. Gene Ontology annotation, biological process: proteolysis.